This is a messenger RNA of Botrytis porri, 2299 nucleotides long. RefSeq lists its product as uncharacterized. The record is from RefSeq and is a predicted model, not a curated record. Gene Ontology annotation, molecular function: ATP binding; phenylalanine-tRNA ligase activity; tRNA binding. Bases 75 to 1601 code for a protein of 508 amino acids. Lineage: Eukaryota; Fungi; Ascomycota; Leotiomycetes; Helotiales; Sclerotiniaceae. Gene Ontology annotation, cellular component: cytosol; phenylalanine-tRNA ligase complex; cytoplasm. Gene Ontology annotation, biological process: phenylalanyl-tRNA aminoacylation. The transcript is spliced from 4 exons.
AAAAUUAUUGAGAUUGAGUCACCUCUAACAUUUAUUAUUACUAUCGUAACAACCACCUUGUAAUUCUUCCAAAAAUGGCGUCCGAUUUACCGUCUGAGAUUCUUCAAGCGCUCUCCAAAAAUGACAAUAUCCUUUCCUCGGAAGCAUUUCCUUCUCAAAAGUCCACCGACAUCAAAGGUGCUUUGGACAGACUUGGUUCAAGGUCUAUGAUCACAUACGAAACAAUAGAUCGCGAAGAAGUUAUACUGGAAGCAGAGGCUGAAGAAAUUGCCAACAAUGGCAGUCACGAGGCACGAGUAUUUGAGGCUCUACAAAAAGCAAUGGAUGGGCUCACAGUUUCCGAAUUAGAAGCUGCUGUGGGAGAUAAGAACGUUGUCAAGGUUGGUCAAGGUAAAGCAUUCAAGUCGAAAUGGAUUGCGAAAGGUAAAGAUGGAAAGCUGGUAGCAUCAACCGAUUCCAUCCAGGACACAACUCGAGAACAGCUCCAAAUUAUCCAAAAGACUCGUGCGCAUCCAGAUCCAAAAGUUAUCACAGAGCUCAAGAAACGUAAGCUGGUAAAGAUGCAGAAGGUUACUAGUUAUAAGAUCUCGAAAGGACCCAAAUUCGCCCUGGAAAUGGUUAAGGAAGAGACAGAUUUGACAGCGGACAUGCUUGCAUCGGGUGCCUGGAAAACUGCCGCUUUCAAACCAUAUAACUUCAAAUCUCUUGGAGCAGACCAAAACUCUGGUGCAUUACAUCCUUUAAAUAAAGUACGACAUGAAUUCUGCCAAAUCUUCUUCGAAAUGGGUUUUGAGGAAAUGCCCACUAAUAACUUCGUUGAAACCGGAUUCUGGAAUUUCGACGCUCUCUUUGUUCCACAACAACAUCCUGCGAGAGAUUUACAAGAUACUUUCUAUAUUUCGGAUCCUAAAACUGCAGACAAACCACGCGCAGUAGAUGGGGAGGAUAAAGCUGACUAUGAGGCAUUGUGGAAGAAUGUACAAGAAGUUCACCAAGAAGGAAAAUAUGGAUCAAUUGGUUACAGAUAUCCUUGGGCUGCGGAUGAAUCUUUGCGAUUGGUUCUCAGAACUCAUACGACUGCGACCUCGACAGCAAUGCUGCACAAAUUAGCCCAACAAAAGGGACCCGAUGGACGACCACCGCCAGCAAGAUACUUCUCCAUCGAUCGUGUGUUCCGUAAUGAGACUGUUGAUGCUACCCAUCUCGCUGAGUUCCACCAAGUCGAGGGUGUUAUUGCAGAUUAUGGAUUGUCCCUGGGAGGUCUUAUGGAAUUCAUGGAGGUCUUCUUCAACAAGAUGGGCCUGGAAGACUUGCGUUUCAAGCCAGCUUAUAAUCCUUACACCGAGCCAAGUAUGGAGAUAUUCAGUUACCACAAGGGUCUCGGCAAACUGGUUGAAAUCGGAAACAGUGGAAUGUUCAGGCCAGAAAUGUUGGAGGCAGUGGGUUUACCAAAAGAUAUGAAAGUCUUUGGUUGGGGAUUAAGUUUGGAGCGUCCAACUAUGAUUAAAUAUAAGGUGAACAAUAUCAGAGAAUUGUUAGGUCACAAGGUUGAUUUGAAUUUCAUCGAGAGAAAUCCAGCUGUCAGACUAGACAAGUCAUAAGGGAUUAGAUAGGUCUAUAAAAAUAAAUGGUUGCACAGUUAAAAGACAAUUGAUACCCAUGAAUUCCUCUUAUCAUAAGCAUUGUGUAGGGAUUCAAGGUAUAAUGGCUUAAAAAUAAUGAUCAAAACGGAUUGAUGAUGGGUAUCAUACUACAGUUAAAGAGUUCAUGAUAUACAUUAAUGAUCGCUAAUCAUGAUCUUCCUCCGUUAAACCUGGACAGCCAUCCAUUGAAUCGUCGGGAUAUGUGUAUUUGCAAAAGAAGCAGUAAUUGUACUGCGACCUCAAAUGUUCAACAAUCUUUUGCAGUCUCUCAGCCGGUUCCAGUAGAUUGAAAGCAUCAAGCUCAGGGUCCUCUUCUUCCAAAUCCUCCACAAGAGUAUGCUGGAUCCUGUCCUUCCCGAGUGCUCUCUUAUCAUCCUUGUCUUCGUCCGCAUCAUCGUAGGUCGGUAAGCGUGAUAAACUUUGUUGUAGAUCAUAUCUCAUCCUUCUAUCCCUUUCCUUUUCUUCGCGCUUCCGAACCAAUCCUCUCCAUAAAAUAUUGAUCUGCUUCAACGGUUUGGUCGAUACUUUGCGUUUCAAUUCGUCUUUAGUUUCCCCAGAUCCCUCGCUCGCAUUCUCAACCGCAUUCUCCAAUUCCCCUUCCUCUCUUUCCCCAUGCAUCCUCUCCGCAACCCUCAUCGCCGCGCCAACCAUCCCUU